AUGUUAACUAACACUACGCAUAAAAAAAACCUAGCUUUAAUGAAAAAUAAAAUAAAUAAAGUCACACAUAAAAUACAACAAAAAGACCCGCUUACACUUUUAAAAUAAUUGCACAUAAGGUCACAAACACAAUGGAUAAUUCACCAAUAACAUUUACAAGUUUGGCUCUAUGCGUGCUACUGAUGGCGAUGGUUGUAAUGUUCAUAUGCCACUGUUUGGGUCCCCGCACAAAUUCAUGGAUGCGUUCCAAUAAAGAAGAAAAAAUUGGUUUGUCAAAAAAUAAACUUUUUCAUGCAAAUGGUUAUAUGAUUCAUUCGGGGUCAGAUUUCUUACUUAGUACGAGUGGCAGUUUUAAGCGUUUUGACACAGUUGACAAAGAUGAUCAUAACUACAGCGGUCCACCAUUACAAACAACACCACUAUGGAAUUUGCCUCAAACUGAUUGCAACAUACCACCACAACCUUUGCGUCCUGCACCAGCACCAGGUAGUACCAAAACAGUUACCUUUUCGUUGCAUGAAGUCAAUGAAAUCACUUCACCAUUGGAAAAUAAUCUGAGACGUAGCAACACUUUGGUUUCAUGUAUGCGUAGUAGUGUUAAUAAAAAUUCUAGUUCGAAAAUUCUACAGCCAAUUGAUGCACCUCCUCCCCCAAGACUAUCCUCUUCCUCUUCUAUGCUAUGUGCUACCGCUAUUCCAAGGCCAAUAACUAAAAGACAAAUAUCAUUACAAAAUACUAUUUGUUUAAAUGAUGAAAAUAUGACUAAACCACACCACAAGGAAAAUUCAGUUUCAAGUAACGAAGAACAGCAACAACAAUCUAGAACAUUAAAACGUCAUAACUCAAGCACAAAUCCCUUUCUUUGUGAAUCUCUCGAGAGCUUACCCGAAAAAUAUGAACCAAGCACUGCCUUACAAAUGCACAAAAACUAUUACUCUAAUAACAACAAUAACAAAAGCAAUGGGAACUCUAAAGAUGCAAAUGUUAAUGCUGUGAAUUGCGUUAACACAAAAAAUGAUAAUCUGUCUACGAACGGCAGCAAUAAUCCUUUUCACGACAACUCGAACUGUGUCUUUAGCCAACUUGAUGUAAUAGCCCCAGUAGCAGCUGAUAUCAAUAACGCAAGCAAAAUACAAUCUACCACUGUUGAUAAUUUGCGACCAGAAAUGAAUUCGCAGCAACAAAAAAUGUUUAAUUUCAAAAAUUCGGUAAAUCCUUUAGUUACCGCUAAAAAAAUAUUUAAAAAUCCCCAACAGUUUCGUAACCGGUCUUUUUCCGAAUCGGAAGCUUCACCUGAAACGACGGAUGUAAAGACACUUUCAAGUAAAUUAGCGACUGCAGGACUACGGAAACCGAGCAACACUACAAAUCCAUUCACAGGACUUUCACAAAAAGUAAAAGGACCACACAUGUUGCAAAAGACCAUCUCCGAAGAUUUUCUUUUCCGAAAAUUGGGUGUAAAUCAUGUACUUAAUGGCGGCGCAACAUCUGGUGGAACAUGGAGCUUUGGACGUGGGUUAAUGAGACAGAACUCAGCAAGCAAUUUGGGUCAACGCAAUAAUUCACAAUGUUCACUUGACUCAAUUGCGCUCGGAUCUAUUGAUGGUAUCAAUUUGGAACAUGCAAUUUCUUGCGAUUCUGUAAAUUCGGAUUCAUCUUUGUUUCUUCCCGACUUGGACCAGCCAUACACCCAAAUUACGGGCUAUUUAUGUAUCGGAUUGCAGUAUGAUAAAAAUUCUCCUACCGAAGACGGUAUGGAUCUCACAGUACAAGUCCUGGAAGCAAAAGGACUUAUAUGUCCCCUUAAUGUUGAAUCUUUAGAUACAUUUGUACGCAUCUAUUUAGUUCCGGAUCAAGCAGGAGCUAUGCAAACAAAAGUAUUUAAAAACUCCGGAACUCCACAUUAUAAUGAAGCCUUCAAUUUUUGGCUAAAAAGGCAAUAUAGGCGCCAUUCUCUAUGGUUUCAUUUAUAUCACAAUGGAGACGCACAUACUCUUAUAGGUGAAGCAGAAAUGGAAAUGACUGAAUUGCCUCGACCAAUAACAACAUGGAUUCCAUUAUCAGAUUCCCGGAAAUGUGAUGCUAAGUGGGGAGAAUUAAUGAUUUCUUUAAGCUAUUUACCGACUGCUGAAAGAUUAACCAUUGUUGUUGUAAAAGCCAGAAAUCUCAAACUUAAAAUGGACGGCUCCGAAAAUGGUUCAGGAGCACCACAAGAAGUGCAAAAUGUUUUUGUUAAGGUUUAUUUGAUGAACAACGAAAAAAAAGUUCUCAAAAAACGCACUUCGAUUAAGAGAACUGGUCGCAAUAUUAUUUUUAAUGAAUCUGUGAUCUUCAGUUUACCGCCACAAAGCUUGACUACUGUGCAAUUGCGUCUAACAGUUUUUGGAAUAGUUGGAAGUACAAUAGUGCCAUUGGGACAUGUAAUAGCUGGCAGCUGUUCCACAGGCAAAGGUCUACGGCAUUGGCAUCAAAUGCUCUCGUCACUACGAAAACCUGUCGCUAUGUGGCACAUUUUACGACGUGCGACAAAUCAACCCAUUUUUACUGGUGGUGCCGAGGCUGUUGUUGCAGCAUUGCAAAGCAAAGUUUUGCGAGCAAAACGAAACAGCAUCAUUUAAAUUCAAAUUCGCAAUGUAUUAAUCUUGAGUAUGAGUCGAAUAUGUCAUAUGUAUAUCAUAGGUUGUAAUUACUGUAUAGUGCUAUUGUUAUACAGUUUGCUUUUGGUAUUGAAAACAAAUUUAUGUUUUAGGGAAUUUUUAAA
Messenger RNA from Teleopsis dalmanni, 2761 nucleotides. RefSeq lists its product as uncharacterized. Gene Ontology annotation, molecular function: calcium ion binding; SNARE binding; phosphatidylserine binding. The transcript is spliced from 7 exons. The record is from RefSeq and is a predicted model, not a curated record. Gene Ontology annotation, biological process: calcium-ion regulated exocytosis; regulation of dopamine secretion; cellular response to calcium ion. The coding region runs from base 132 to 2618 and encodes 828 amino acids. Lineage: Eukaryota; Metazoa; Arthropoda; Insecta; Diptera; Diopsidae.